Molecule: messenger RNA, 2681 nt
Organism: Callorhinus ursinus (northern fur seal)
Lineage: Eukaryota; Metazoa; Chordata; Mammalia; Carnivora; Otariidae
Source: RefSeq, a predicted model, not a curated record
CUGGUCCCGCCCGUUACACCCGCCUCCGGCCCGCGCCCUGCACGUUCCAUCCGUUCCGGCCCCCCCUUUGCUCCCUUCGUGGUCCGGUCGCUUGCUCGGGGGCCUGGGCUGAGACCCCCGCUUCACUGGGACCCCCGCCUUCGCUCAACUCUCGCUCGGGACCAUGACCUCUGAGGUGGCGCGGCACCUGCUCUAUCAGUCUCACAUGCCAACAAAAACAACUUGUCUGUCCUCACAAGUAUCUGAUGAUGAACAGAAACAAAAAAAAGAAAAUAUUCGUUCUUUAACUAUGUCUGGCCAUGUUGGUUUUGAGAGUUUGCCUGAUCAGCUGGUCAAUAGAUCCAUUCAGCAAGGCUUCUGUUUUAAUAUUCUCUGUGUGGGGGAGACUGGAAUUGGAAAAUCAACGCUGAUUGACACAUUGUUUAAUACUAAUUUUGAAGACCAUGGAUCCUCACAUUUUUACCCACAUGUUAGACUUAAAGCCCAGACAUAUGAACUCCAUGAAAGUAAUGUUCGAUUGAAAUUGACCAUUGUGAAUACAGUAGGAUUUGGUGACCAAAUAAACAAAGAAGAGAGCUACCAACCGAUAGUUGACUACAUAGAUGCUCAGUUUGAGGCCUAUCUCCAAGAGGAGCUGAAGAUCAAGCGCUCUCUCUUUAACUACCACGAUUCUCGCAUCCACGUGUGCCUCUACUUCAUCUCCCCUACAGGUCACUCUCUGAAGACACUGGAUCUCUUAACAAUGAAGAGCCUUGACAGCAAGGUGAACAUUAUACCAGUGAUUGCCAAAGCAGAUGCAAUUUCUAAAGCUGAAUUACAGAAGUUUAAGAUCAAGCUCAUGAGUGAAUUGGUUAGCAACGGUGUUCAGAUAUAUCAAUUUCCAACAGACGAUGAAACUAUUGCUAAAAUCAAUGCUUCAAUGAAUGGACAUUUGCCGUUUGCUGUUGUAGGAAGUAUGGAUGAGGUAAAAGUUGGAAAUAAGAUGGUCAAAGCUCGCCAGUACCCUUGGGGUGUUGUUCAAGUGGAAAAUGAAAACCACUGUGACUUUGUAAAGCUCCGGGAAAUGCUCAUUUGUACAAACAUGGAAGAUCUGCGAGAACAGACCCACACUAGGCAUUAUGAACUUUACAGGCGUUGCAAACUGGAGGAGAUGGGCUUUACAGAUGUGAGCCCAGAGAAUAAGCCACUCAGUCUUCAAGAGACCUAUGAAGCCAAAAGACAUGAAUUUUAUGGUGAACGUCAGAGGAAGGAAGAAGAAAUGAAGCAGAUGUUUGUGCAGCGAGUAAAGGAGAAAGAAGCCAUAUUGAAAGAAGCUGAAAGAGAGCUGCAGGCCAAAUUUGAACACCUUAAAAGAGUUCACCAAGAAGAGAGAAUGAAGCUUGAAGAGAAGAGAAGACUCUUGGAAGAAGAAAUAAUUGCUUUCUCAAAAAAGAAAGCUACCUCAGAGAUAUACCAGAACCAGUCCUUCAUGGCGUCGGGCGGCAACCUGAAGAAGGACAAGGACCGUAAGAAGGAACCAGGCUAUCGAUUCGAACUCCUGUGCUUUGAUGUCAGAGCUUGUGAAACCAAUGGUGGACGUAAAGAUGCAGAGGAAGGUAGAGAGGGUCCCUGUACGAUGGGGCGGCCAUGAGUAGCAUUUGGAUGAUAAUCUCAAGGCUUAUAGGUUUGGGCUCCAGUUUUAUGUAAAACAAAGGUUCCAGAUCACAGAAAGUCAUCACAAGCAAAAAUUAUUAAAAUGUUAGAAGUAUGCUUUGAUUUUCUUGCUGUUUUUAUUUGCUGUAUCAUUUAUUCUAUAUCUGGCAAAUGGCUGUAGUUACUGCCAUUUAUGGAAAAAUAUUUUUAAGUAUAAGGUUAAUACAUAAACCACAGUGGGUGAUAUCACUUUUAUAUUCACUGUUGUUAGAAGUUUUCAAGUUGCUGGUUUGUGAUGAAUCUAAAUCAUUUCUCCUGCUGCCCAGUUAUUGUCACUUACGUGCAUUGUACCACAGAGCAAAGUGUCAGUGCCAUUGAAAAUACAGAAGUCAUUCAUUAUAUGGCUAUCUGAUUGCAUUUAUAUUCCAAGAUGAACUCCUUUUUUGUACAUACUAAAGGUAAAUUUUGGGAAGUAUGUUUUAAAAUGUAUUAUGUACCUGAAGCUCUAACCUCUUUAAUAGUUUCAUAGAACUUUUUAAUUUUUGAUACCAUUAUCCAAUUGGUAACAUGAUCCUAAGCUUUUGUAUCAAAUUAUGUAACAUGGCCUUCCACAGUUCAGUGUGCCUUAUUGUGGUUGAUGUAUUGUUGUGAUGAAACAAGAUGUGUGUAAAAGUAAAAACACCUAGGUAUAAAUCCAUUUUCUAGUGAUGAGUACCUUUGAACCUGGGGUAUUGCCACUCUAUUUCAUUAGAAUGUUUUACAUACUUGUUGUUUAAAACUCUGUUUUCCAGGGGAAAAAUCAUAAGGUAGAAUCAUCUUAUUAAAAAUAUUUCUUAAAAAAAUAACUGUGAGCAACUGCAUAUUAAAAAUGAAAAUUUAGAUAAUCCAUAUAUUAAGGGAUAUUUGAAUUCAUUGCCUUUGUAGUAUUCUUAGAACAAUUUAAUGCCUUCUAAUUUUUUCUUAACAGUCAUUGGUAUAUAAAUUUUCAUUUUUUGUACUUGAAUUCUAAAUAAAAUUGACAUUUACUCUUGACAAAUAAAAUAUAUAUC